Salvia hispanica is the source of this 4048-nucleotide messenger RNA. Lineage: Eukaryota; Viridiplantae; Streptophyta; Magnoliopsida; Lamiales; Lamiaceae. The record is from RefSeq and is a predicted model, not a curated record.
CCUGAUUCAAAUAUAUAUUGGAAGAUUCAUACACAUCAACAGCAUCUGCUGCAAAGACUCAAAUCCCAACUUAUUCGGUUGCUCGCAGCUGCGAUCUUUCUGAUUUCUCCACAAUAAAAGGGAAGUGCUGAAAGAAAAAAACAAAAGAAUAUAUGUGAAAAGGAAAAGAGAAGACAAUUGCAACACUGCAAUUAAUCAAUCAAUCAUUGAUCACAGAGACGAUUCUCCGCGCCAUUGCUAGAGGUGGAGAGAUAGAGGAAUAGGUAUGCGCAUAUAAAUGUAUCGACGCAGACGCAAGAGGAAGGAAUAAAAACUGCAUGGGUUUCGUGUUGAAGUUUUUUUUCUUGCAUUUUACGGAUUAAAUUCGCGUCUGCUUUGACAUAAGUAUCUCGCUCUUGUCGCGCAAGUUCAUGUUUUUAAGUUGUGGAUAAAGUUUGCUGAUGGCAUGGUAGGUGGGUCGCUUUGAAUUCUCUGCUCUUUUCUGUUUUCGGUUAGUCGGUGCCGAUUGGAGUUUUCUUCAGAGUCCCAGUUCAAUCUGGGGAAGUUACCAUCUCAUGUGUUUUAAAUUCGGAUAAAUUGGGAUUUUUGUGAUAUUUGUGAUUUUGUUGAAAUCGGAGAAAUUGGGGUUUUUGUUAAGGGUUUUGCUGAUAAUAUACUUGUUAGAUUUGAGGUCUUGAGUGCUUUAGUAUGAGGAAUUGAGUUUUAGCUGAAGAGUAGUUUGAUCUUGAGGGUUGUUGUGGUGGAUUCAUUUGAUCUGAGAAUGAGUUCUAGUGUCUCAGAAGCCGUUGCUCAUACGGGCAAGCUCGUGGUUAACAUUGCUGAGAAUGGGCACUCGUGUAAGAUUGAGUGUGAUGAAUGCACUCUAGUUGAGGCAGUGCAGAGUUUCCUAGAAUCGGCAUGUGGUAUACCGGCCAGUGAUCAGCUUCUUCUGUGCUUGGACUCGAAGCUUGAACCCCAUAGAACCCUCUCAGCUUACAAGCUUCCGUCUGAUGAAAGGGUGGUUUUUCUGUUUAAUAGGAUGAGGAUGCGGAGUCAGUCACCGUAUGUUGAGCCCGCGCAGGUUGAGAUCAUUGAUAUUCCUGAUCCCCCGUUGCCAUCUCCAUCUCAAAACUCUCUUGCUCUGGAUGAUGCUUCUGACCCUGCUCUCAAGGCCUUGCCUUCGUAUGAGAGGCAGUUCAGAUAUCAUUUUGAUCGUGGACAUGCGAUUUAUAGUCGUACUCAAGCAAAAAUCGAGAUAUGUGAGAGGCUUUUGGAAGAGCUGAAGGUGCAAGAGAAGGCCUUGGCGAUUGCUAGCGGUAAUUUGGAUAAUUACUAUAAGAGGAUCGAUCGAAACUACGUUGAUUUUAUGAAAUCCUAUUCGCAGCAGCACUGUUAUCAUACCAACCUUCUAGCCACGUUCGUGAGGGAUACGGAGAAACUGAGAUCUAUAAGAGUUCUGCCGGCCUUACAGACUGCUAAUUGCAAGUGCUUGCUGGAUUUUGUGAAGGAAGAAAACUUGCAGAAGACAUGGAAGGAUUGCAGCAGUUUGCACAAGCAGUUCCAGAAUAAGGUUUCGGAGUUUAAACUUGAAUAUGGAGAGCUUAGGAACAAUGCAGAACAUAUAUUAUCUGACAAAGCUUCGUUUCUUAUCAAAGACUUGGAGUCAUCUAUAAGAGAUGGCCAACCGAUUAUCGCUGAGCAGAAGAGCAUAAUGCAGACGUUAAGUGAAGAUGUGAAUACUGUGAAGAAGCUCGUGGAGGACUGUCUUUCCUGUCAGAUGUCGUCUUCACUGCGUCCUCAUGAUGCAGUCUCAGCACUUGGGCCAAUGUAUGAUAGCCACGACCAAAAUCAUCUUCCGAGGAUGCAGGCAUGCGAGGGUGAAAUUUCCAGUUUGCUCGAUUUCUGCAGUGAUAAAAAGAAUGAGAUGAAUAUCUUUGUUCACAGUUUUUUGCAAAAAAUUGCAUACAGCCAGUACAAGAUUAAGGACAUACGUUACAAGUUUUCUUUGUUCCGUGAGGCUUUAAAGCGUCAAGAUGAACAGUUUAAGCCACUAAAAGUUGUUCGUGGAAUUGUUCCUGCGUACAGAGCGUGUCUUGCUGAAGUCGUGAGGAGAAAAGAAGCUAUGAAAAUCUAUAUGAGCAAGGCGGGUCAGUUGGCUGAAAAACUUGCUAUGGGGAGGAAUACUGAGGUUAGGAGACGUGAGGAGUUCCUUAGAGUGCAUUCUACUUUUAUCCCUCGAGAUAUUUUAGCAUCUAUGGGAUUGUAUGACGCCCCAGGUACUUGUGACAUAAAUGUGGCUCCUUUUGACUCUAAUUUGCUUGACAUAGACCUUGUAUAUUUGGAGCGUUAUGCUCCCGAGUCCUUGCUAGGGCUCUUCUCAAAGAGUGAGAAGCAUGGGACUCUCAAAAGCUCGUUGUCCAUGUCUGAUAAUAGUUAUCGAGCAGUUGAAGCAGAAGGGGUACCGGGCCACCUUGAGAAGUAUGAUUAUGGGGAAGUGCUCGAUGAGUUGGAGUUGGUUGGGAUUGCAGGCACUAGCAAGAUGGAAAUCGAGAAUGCAAUGCUGAAAGCUGAACUUGCUUCGAAAGUUGCCCUAAUUUGUUCCAUGAGUGUGGAGCUUGAUUAUGAAUCACUCGAUGAAAGUAAACAAGAUAAUUUACUGAAAAACGUGGCAGAAAAGACUUCCGAAGCAUUAAAUCUGAAAGAUGAAUACGGAAAACACCUCCAAUCGAUGCUGAAGGCGAAGCAGAAGCAGUGUGAAUCCUAUGAGAAACGGAUUCAAGAAUUGGAGCAGAGGCUCUCUAAUCAUCAUAUGCAAGGUGAUGAUGAGCCUAGUUUGACAGUUUCAACUACAAAGACUGAUGAUAACAAGCCAGAGGUAUCGGGGUCUGAAUCGGUUCACAUACACCGAGUAGUGGAGGAGGUGUUGUGUGCAUCUAGAACUUCAAAAUCUGGGAUUUUAAAUGAUCACGUUGACAAAUCACAAGGAUUGGAUGAAAAAAUGACUGAUUCCUCUAGUAUGCUGAAUUCUCAGCUGGAUUCAUUGAUGCUAGAUCUACACCUUGAGAAAGGGCAUCUUUGCGAUAAAGAUAAGAUGGCAGUGCCACAGUCAAAUGCUGAGACGAACAUCGCUUCAAGUAAUAUGGCUGUCUGCAUGUCUCAGCUGAUUACAUCAGAUUUAGAUGGUAAAGGAAAUGGUGGACUUUUGGCGGAGCUGCAAAAUGCGCUAGCAGAUAAAUCAAGCCAAUUAGACGACGCGAAAGCCAAAAUUCAAGCAUCAACUGAUGAAAUUUCCAGACUCAGGGGUGAUUUGGACGCCAAUCAGAAGCUACUCGAUGAAUCUCAGACACUUGCCAUUAAGGUUGGUCUAUUGUCAAGCCAGCGUGCAGAAUUCCUAGAAAGAUCCACGAAAGCUGAAGCUGCAAAUAAGCAGCUUAAGAAAGAGCUAGAAGAGAAAAAAGAGUUGGUUAACACACUCUAUGUGAAGCUUAAUUUGGAAAAGCAGGCGAACAAAGAAAAGAUUUGUUUAGGUCGUUUAGAAAUCCACGAGCUUGCUGCUUUCGUCCUCAACUCCUCCGGGCACUAUGAGGCCAUCAACCGUAGCUGCCCUUACUAUUUUCUUUCAGUUGAAUCUGUCGCAUUAUUUACUGAAAAUGCUUCCCCGAAUCAAAGUUACAUUAUAGGGAAGGUGGUUCAUGUUGAACGACGGGUAGUGAAGCCUCCUCCGCCAACCCUAGAGCAAGCUGAUGAUAGUAGUGAUACACUGGCCUCCUCCGAGAGUGGAGGCAACCAGUCGACUGUUGAUCAAGGUUCGAUUCCCAAUCCCUACGGUCUUCCCGUUGGGUGUGAAUAUUUUAUAGUGACUAUAGCCAUGCUACCCGAAGCCGUCCUCUUUCCUGAUCUUGUUGCAGAAAGAUGUGAUGGAAGAGACCAAGUGUAAAUAUUUCGGAAGUUUAGUGAGAGUAUGGCUUGGUGUCCCUUCUCUAAAGAUGAGAAUCAAUUACUAAAAUCCAAUCUUUUUGUAUAUAGACUUUGCAACUCUUGUCAAUAACUUACAAAGUAUUAUCUUUUA